This is a messenger RNA of Vicia faba (fava bean), 1044 nucleotides long. Lineage: Eukaryota; Viridiplantae; Streptophyta; Magnoliopsida; Fabales; Fabaceae. The record is from the annotation of a GenBank genome assembly.
AUGUCUUUUACUAUUCGCACCCUCUUCUUAUUUUGUCUCUUCCUUCUCUUCUUCUUCUCUGUCUCCGCCCACAGUGUCCACGACGAUGACGGAGACGCCGACGCAGACUCCGACGCCGGACCUCCCCCCAACCUCCGUUCAAAAUCCUUAAUCCUCGCAAAAGUUUGGUGUUUAAUAGUGAUCUUCUUCGCCACUUUCAUUGCCGGUGUAUCUCCGUACGUAUUGAGAUGGAACGAAGGUUUUUUGAUUCUGGGGACACAGUUUGCUGGUGGAGUGUUUUUGGGAACUGCUUUGAUGCAUUUUCUGAGUGAUGCAAAUGAGACGUUUGGUGAUUUGACUGAUAAAGAAUACCCUUUUGCGUUCAUGUUGGCUUGUGCUGGUUAUUUGAUUACUAUGCUUGCUGAUUGUGUUAUUUCUUCGCUUUUGGAGAAGCCUCAUGGUGCUGCUGCUGACGUUGAAGGUCAAGAGGCAGAAAAAGGAGGCAAUGGUGUUACUUCUCAAUCACAAUAUCAGGGUUCUGCUGGCACCAAUGAUCGCGAUCAUACAUCUGCUAGUUCAAUUGAAGAUACCGUAUACAUAUUCAUUUAUGUAUACAUAAUCGCCCUUUGUGCUCAUUCUGUUUUUGAGGGAUUAGCAAUCGGAGUUUCCAAGACAAAAGCAGACGCUUGGAAAGCUUUAUGGACAAUCUGUUUGCACAAGAUAUUUGCAGCGAUUGCGAUGGGUAUCGCGCUCCUUAGAAUGGUUCCUAAUCGACCUCUACUAUCAUGCGCUGCCUAUGCUUUCGCCUUCGCAAUCUCUAGUCCAAUUGGUGUCGCCAUUGGAAUUGUAUUAGAUUCCACAACACAGGGUAAUGUGGCUGAUUGGAUUUUCGCUAUAUCUAUGGGCCUAGCUUGUGGUGUGUUUAUUUAUGUUUCGAUAAACCAUCUAUUUUCAAAGGGUUAUGUGGCUCACAAGCAUACAAAGGUCGAUUCACCGUAUAUGAAGUUUCUUGCAGUGUUGUUGGGAAUAGGAGUUAUAGCUGUUGUUAUGAUAUGGGAUACUUAA